Camarhynchus parvulus is the source of this 1074-nucleotide messenger RNA. RefSeq names its product chromosome 15 C12orf65 homolog (gene MTRFR). The coding region runs from base 236 to 724 and encodes 162 amino acids. Gene Ontology annotation, biological process: translational termination. Lineage: Eukaryota; Metazoa; Chordata; Aves; Passeriformes; Thraupidae. Gene Ontology annotation, cellular component: mitochondrion. Gene Ontology annotation, molecular function: translation release factor activity. The transcript has 4 exons. The record is from RefSeq and is a predicted model, not a curated record.
UCGCUACGGGAGGGCUGCCGGAGGUGAGCGGGGCUGGAGGGGUCGGGCCUGGUUCGGUUCUCGCCUUCCCCGGAGCCGCUCCGGCCCGCCGGGACCGCGCUCCCAGCCUGACCCCCAGCCCGACCCCAGCCUUCAGGGCUGCCGCCAGCAGGGGGGUCCGCGGGGGGCGCAGCGCUGAGGGAAAUGGAGUAAAUUCUCCGGUUUCGUUGCAGAGAAGCCUUGUCCUGGUUUCUGUAUGAAUGUUCCAGGUUUAUUUCACUUUGCAUUCUUACUGAGAGGGGUGCAAACACCAUCAUGGGCAGGGUGGGUUCUGAGGAAGCAGCAGCUCUCUCUGCCCAGCCUGCCCUUGCUUCAGGCAGCAAGGAGAAAGAACUCUUUCCAUCUCCUUGAACUAAGUGAGGCAGAAUUAGAAGAACAGUUUGUAAGAGGGGAUGGCCCAGGAGGUCAAGCCACAAACAAGACAAACAACUGUGUUGUCCUGAAGCAUAUUCCAUCUGGGAUUGUGGUGAAGUGUCAUCAGACAAGAUCAGUGGAGAAGAACCGAAAGAUUGCCAGAGAAAUCCUGCAGGAAAAAGUUGACCUUUUCUACAAAGGAGAAGACAGUGAUGUUUUUAAAGAGAAGAAAACAUCAGAGAAGCAAAAGCAGGAGAAAAAAAGAAGAGCAAAGGAAAACCUAGAAAGGAAAAAGCUUUUUAAAGAGAUGCAACAAUUGGAUAAGGAAUAAACACGUGAAAUGUUGCCUUGCCCUGGCAGGCACCCUCACCAGCUGGCUCCAUGUUUUGGCCUUCAAGAAAGCCCCAAAGCCAGAGUAUGGAUUUUGAAGGCAACAGAGACUUCCAGAACUUCACCUCCUUGUCCCAGAGACAGCUGUGCCCUGUGCCAUGGAUAGAGUGCUCCAGCAAUCUGCAGGCCCCUUCCUUGUCCUUUCCUGAACUCCUGCAUGAAGGUUAAAUUUUUAUCUGUUGACAGCUCUUGUUCCUGGAGUAUGAAUCUGAUUAAAGUGACUGUACAUAGUUUUAAUACAAACUGUUAAUGAAAAUAAGCUUUAUUACGUCAAGUAAUAAAUACAUACAA